Messenger RNA from Prosopis cineraria, 360 nucleotides. The record is from the annotation of a RefSeq genome assembly. Lineage: Eukaryota; Viridiplantae; Streptophyta; Magnoliopsida; Fabales; Fabaceae.
AUGACCAGAAUUAAACGAGGAUAUAUAGCUCGGAAACGUAGGACAAAAAUUCGUUUAUUUACAUCAAGUUUUCGAGGGGCUCAUUCAAGACUUACUCGAACUAUUACUCAACAGAAAAUAAAAGCUUUGGUUUCGGCUCAUCGGGAUAGAGAUAGGAAAAAAAGAGAUUUUCGUCGUUUGUGGAUCAGUCGAAUAAAUGCAGUAAUUCGCGAGAAUCAAGAAAAGGUAUACUAUAGUUAUAGUAGAUUAAUGUAUAAUCUGUACAAGAGGCAGUUGCUUCUUAAUCGUAAAAUACUUUCACAAAUAGCUAUAUUAAAUAAGAAUUGUCUUUAUAUGAUUUCCAAUGAGAUCAUAAAAUAA